Molecule: messenger RNA, 1629 nt
Organism: Eimeria necatrix
Lineage: Eukaryota; Apicomplexa; Conoidasida; Eucoccidiorida; Eimeriidae
Product: pyruvate dehydrogenase, putative
Exons: 5
Coding region: 1-1629 (542 amino acids)
Biological process (GO): pyruvate decarboxylation to acetyl-CoA
Cellular component (GO): intracellular membrane-bounded organelle
Molecular function (GO): pyruvate dehydrogenase (acetyl-transferring) activity
Source: RefSeq, a predicted model, not a curated record
AUGAAAACGACAAUACAACAGCUGCUGCUAUGGGCUCUCGCAGGGAUCAUCAGUAAAGCCCACCAGGCCGCCAGUCUAGCAUCUCAUGCGCCUCUUGCCUUCGUGAGCGCUCAGAGUUCCCUUUCCUCGUUGUUACUUCCUGGCACGACAGCCCCAGCGAGCGUACGUGCACACCAAAAUGCAGCGGCAAGGACUGCCAAUUCGCGCACCUGGAUGGACCCGCAAUCGUUUGCUUCAAGUCAUGUCUCGGACGUUUCAGCACUGUUUCCGUCCCUAAAUUUUUCCCGCACCUCCUCUCAUAGCGCGCGAGUGUCUUCUCGCCAAGGUUCCCGUGCGGCUUCUACUGAUGCCACAACGCAGCCAUUGCGGCAGUCUGCUGGGGAUCCACAAAGGGAGGCAAGGUCGUUCAACUUUGAUGAGGAUGGAUUGGGCGGCCUCGUGCAUGGAAGUAUUCGAGGCAAUUUGAGGAGCCGCAGGGAGAAUGUGUCGCCAGUCGUGGCCCAGAUGCUAUACGAAGAUAUGCUUCUGGGACGGUUUGUUGAGGACGCGUGCGCCCGGCUCUACUACCGGGGCAAAACUGCUGGCUUCGUGCAUCUGUAUACCGGACAGGAGGCAGUAAGCACUGGAGUGCUAAAACUGCUUCGAAAAGGCGAUGCAGUGGCGUCCACUUACAGAGAUCACGUUCAUGCCACCAGCAAGGGUGUACCUGCCCGCGAGGUUUUCGCAGAGCUGUUUGGCAAGACGACCGGCUGCUCUAAAGGCUUUGGAGGCUCCAUGCAUAUGUUCUCAAAGGAAUGGAACCUUUAUGGAGGCUUUGCCUUCAUUGGGGAACAGAUCCCCAUAGCGCUAGGCGUGGCGUUCAGUCAGUUAUAUAGACGCCUGGCCCGGCGGGAGUUGCCCGGCGAAAAAGAUCAGGUUACUGUCUGCUUCAUGGGCGACGGCACGACCAACAUGGGGCAGUUCUACGAAGCCAUGAACAUGGCGGCUCUAAUGAAACUUCCAGUCAUCUUCGUUGUGGAAAACAACAACUGGGCAAUUGGCAUGGCGGCGCAGCGCAGCACGGCAGUGCAAGAGAUUCACCAGCGAGGACCUCCUUUCGGUGUGCCCAGCGUAGAAGUUGACGGGAUGGAUGUUCUUGCCGUGCGCGCGGCAGCGCGCCAAGCCAUAGAACGGGCUCGAAAGGGAGAGGGUCCUUCGCUGAUAGAGGCUCUGACUUACAGGUUCCGAGGACACUCGCUGGCUGACCCAGACGAGCUCCGCUGCCCCCAGGAGAAGGCGGCUUUUGCAGUGCGCGACCCCAUCAAGCACUUUGAGCAAUAUAUGCUGGAGAUGGGCUACGCCAAUGAUGAAACGUUGGAACUGACGCGGCGUAAGAUGAAGGAGAUUGUGGAGGAUGCCGUGCAGUUCGCGGAGGCGUCUCCCCCUCCCGAUCCCUCCACUGCCGGGGAUACAACGUUCGCUCCUGCCUACGAGCCUAAGGGCUUUGACCCCUUAACAGAUGACCAGCUUCACGCUUAUGCCAGGGCCCUUAAGAUCGAGUUGGACCGAGAGGCACGCAAGGCCCAGGGCGAGAGAGUCGUACCUCCACCUGUAGAGAACGAUACAAAUCCACCCAUUGUGAUAGAUUAA